Molecule: messenger RNA, 1512 nt
Organism: Neoarius graeffei (lesser salmon catfish)
Lineage: Eukaryota; Metazoa; Chordata; Actinopteri; Siluriformes; Ariidae
Exons: 4
Coding region: 794-1492 (232 amino acids)
Source: RefSeq, a predicted model, not a curated record
CCACACACUCCAGAGAAGUUAAAGCGUGAGGUGAAGUGAAGAGGAGAGAUGGAGCGCUGUCUCAGCCUUCUUGAUUUUUUUUUUUUACUUUUUCUUCUUGUUUAUACGAAUCAUUGACUUUCUCAAGAAGAUAAAUCAUUGAUGAUUGAAUAAAGUUUUUUUUUUUUAAACUAAAAUAAAGGCUUAAAGCCUGUUCAGACCCAUUAUUGUUUUGUUUUCGGCCUCCUCAGAACUGUGUGUGUGGGAGUUUGUGCUGACUGCAGCAAGGCUCAAAAUGGUGGACUGAGUUUUCCUGAACAUUUCACUUGUGUCUAUUAGAACAAUAAUUCUCCUUACUGAGCAUGUUCUCACUUCUUCAGACUUAAAUGGAUAUCUGUGCUGAAGGCAGCAAAUGAAGCCUAUUUGUUUUUAUUAUUAUUAUUAUUAUUUGUAUUCACCCUGCCUGCGUUCCUAUAUGUACAUAGUUGAACGUUGUACGUCUGAAAAUAUGUGAAACCCAUUAUUGACUCACUACUGACUCUGUGCAUCUACUCUGAUGAAAAUUUGCCAAUUAUUAUCGUGAGUUUCCAGUAUGCCUUCAGGCAUCAACACUGACGAUGACUCGGACGGUAGCAGCAGUCAGUUUAGUUGAACAUUCAUAGUUGGUUUCUACUACCGAGUCCAUCAAAAUCACCAUCUUGUUCUUCCAUCGAUAAUCCUUUAAUUACCCCCCCCACUUGACUACUUCAGUGGGGGGGGACUGAAAUUUACACUUUUCUGGAGUGACCUUGCCUCUGGCACCAAAACCUGGGCCAUGGAGUCAAACCCGGACAGCCCUAGCCGGGCUGUGGAGUACCUCCUGGAGCUCAAUAAUAUCAUUGAGAACCAGGCCAAGCUCCUGGAGACACAACGCCGGCGCAUUGAGGAGCUCGAGACACAGCUCGACCGAGUCAACCAGGAGAACCAGGACCUUCGCUUGGACAGAAAACCUGGAGCUGAUAGCUCCAUACAGAACCACAGUCAUGAACAGAACUCAAAGUCAAGUGGACCAUCGUCUUUGACAAACCACAACGCCAGCAGUGUCCACCAUAACAGCAGCAGUAAUGUACCAUCGUCUACGGUUCCCGGGCCUGCUCGGAGGACCCACACCAGGCUGAGCCGAGGCCUAUCAUGUGGCUCCGCUCCUGUGGAGAAGGAGAGAGGAAGGCUGGAGAGGAACGACAGCACUGGAACCAACAGCACAUCUACUCUACGGAGACAAUUGCACUCAUUUCCUAGUCUCUCUACUCUCACUCAUCGCUCUUACGCCUCCUUGGUCAACAACCAUCUGAGCGCUCAUCAUCAUAGCUACGGCCAUCAUCAGUUCUGCUGUCCCUCCAGGCCAAGUAGGCCCAAGCCUCCUGCCUCUCUCACCACUGUCAAACCAAGAGAGGAGGAAGAGGAGGUGGACAGUGACUCUGUGCAUCAGUUCUGUUGUACUGGCUCUGCAUGCAGUAGUCCCUCCUCUCACUAAACUUCAUCAUGGAUGCAACA